AUGAAAAACAACCUAAAUAAUGUAAAAAAACAAUCAGAAGAAAAAGAACUAGAAAAAUACCUCCAAGAGUUAGAAGACCCUAAUUACCAAGGAUUAGUUUCCCAAGGUUUACCGGAAGACCCUACCCCUUUAGAACAAGCGAAGUAUGAAAUAUGUCAAAACAUUAUUCGUUAUAAGAGAGUAAAUAAUUUGUCAACUGAAAAAUUGGCUAAACAAAUCCAUUUAACGAGUGGUGAAACUGAAGAAAUUCUUUAUUGUUACAUUGAUAAUUUCACUUUGGAUAGGUUGGUAAAUUAUGCUAGUCAAAUAUUUAAACCUUUGGAAGUAAAAAUUCAGCGACAUAAAAAAGAUGAUAAACGAAGAAAAUUACAUGUAACUCACCAAGGGAUAGGCAGAACACCAAAAACUAGAAGAAAUCCAGUGUUAGAGAAACUUUUAAGGCACUAUAUCUCUCUUCUUAAAAAAAGAGAUAUUUCAACUCAGCAAGAAAUAGCAGACCGUAUCUUUCAAGAGACGGGGCAAAAGAUUAGUCAACCCACUAUUUCUCGUUAUCUAAAAAAAAGAAAGGUUACUCAUAAGAAAAUCAAUUAUCACUAUGCUGAACAAUUAAAUCAUCCUGAGAAAAUUGCCAAGUUUAUUGAAAAGAUUCCUUACUUGUCUCAAUCUCCUGUUUUAGCAAUUGAUGAGUGUUCUUUCCACUUAAAUGAAGUUCCUAGAUAUUCCUAUGCUGAAAAAGGCAAGAGAGCUAAUCACCGAAAACCAAGCCAAAAAGGAGAAAAUCAUACUUUAAUAUUCUGUGUUCAGAAU
Funneliformis geosporum is the source of this 807-nucleotide messenger RNA. NCBI's taxonomy places the organism in Eukaryota, Fungi, Glomeromycota, Glomeromycetes, Glomerales, Glomeraceae. The record is from the annotation of a GenBank genome assembly.